AUUUGUCUUUAUUGUUAAAAUCAUAGUAGAUAUUAUGGCCACCAAUAUGGAAGUAUCUGUUGCUUAUCCUGCCUCUAGAUUCGAGGCAGAUAACCAGUUAACCAGCCGUGAGGUUCAGGAAAAGUACCAACAUGCUGCUGAUAUUUUGAAUGGCAUCAUGCCACUAGUUGUUGAAAAGGUGGCUACAGGCAUUUCAGUCAGCGAUCUUUGUCAAUACUGCGAUGAUCUUAUCGAAGCUCACACGAGAAAUAUGUACAAAAAUGCAGAAAGAGGAAUUGCAGUACCUACAUGUAUUACUCUGAACAACUAUGUGCAAUACUUUUCACCUUUAUAUGAUCAAGAUGUGACUUUAAAGCCCGGUGAUGUGGUUAAAAUCGAAACAGGUGUGCAUAUUGAUGGUUAUAUUGCUACUGCAGCUCAUACAACAAUUGUUUCUAUCAACCCUUCUGAGCCUACCACAGGAAAAGCAGCCGAUGUUGUUGCUGCUACCUAUUUUGCUUAUGAAGCUGCUCUUCGUAUGCUUAGACCCGGUGUCAGAGCCUCUGAAAUCACGCGUGUCAUUACAGAAGUUGCUGCUUAUUUCCGCUGCCAACCUGUCGAAGGAACUUACUCUUCUCCAAUGAAGCGAUUUGUUUUACGUGCUGGCAAGGAUUUAGAAAACCGUUUCCUUGACGAACUCCUUGUUCAAGAUCUUGACAAGUACGAUUUUGAAAUUGAAGCCAAUCAAGUAUAUCAGCUGAACAUCUGUCUCACCACUGGCGAUGGUACUGUUAAGAACACUGAUUUCAAACCUUUCAUCUAUCAGAGAGAUGUCAAUAAAAGCUAUCAACUGAAAAUGAAAUCAGCUCGUCAAGCCUAUACAGAAAUCAAUGCUCAUCACACCGUUUUUCCUUUCGCCACGCGUCAUUUAUCUAAUAACACCGUUCGAUUGGGCUUAGCAUCUUUAGUACAACAUGAAUUGAUUACCCCUCACCCUGUGAUGAAAACACGUUUACCCAGCGAUUUGGUUGCUCAAUAUAAGGGAACAGUGUUGGUGAUGCCAGAAGGUCCUGUGCGUCAAACAAAGAAUUUACCUUUGCCAUUUGUGCAUUCUCAGUAUUGUAUACCCCAAGGCACUACAGCAGCAACCGUGUUGAGUACACCCGAUGUUAAAGAAUUGAGAACACCAGCAAAACCUUUGCCUCCUGUUGAAGUUGUAUUUGGAGAGCGUCGCGCUGAGAAGGAGGAUGUUGAAAUGGAGAUGGAUGAUUAAGCUAUCACAAAUUACAGCAGCAUAGCAUUUUUUUUUUCCUUUCUAUAUUAGAAGAUUCAUUUGAAAUUGUAUAUAUAUAUAUAUUAUAUUAGACUAAGUCGUUUCGAGAGAUGAUCAGCAAUAAAGGUUGCCUUCAUUAUUUAAUAGUGAUAUCGAUGUAUUGGGUCUGUCAAUAAUAACACUGCAAUUGAAGGUACACUGAGC
Mycotypha africana is the source of this 1456-nucleotide messenger RNA. RefSeq names its product peptidase M24, structural domain-containing protein. The record is from RefSeq and is a predicted model, not a curated record. NCBI's taxonomy places the organism in Eukaryota, Fungi, Mucoromycota, Mucoromycetes, Mucorales, Mycotyphaceae. The transcript has 6 exons. Bases 35 to 1252 code for a protein of 405 amino acids.